Messenger RNA from Babesia bovis T2Bo, 6043 nucleotides. RefSeq lists its product as uncharacterized. The transcript has a single exon. Bases 21 to 5993 code for a protein of 1990 amino acids. Gene Ontology annotation, cellular component: trans-Golgi network. The record is from RefSeq and is a predicted model, not a curated record. Lineage: Eukaryota; Apicomplexa; Aconoidasida; Piroplasmida; Babesiidae.
UGUAUGUGUUUAUUACUAUUAUGUGUAACUCAGGUUACUUUGGGCGUCCGUUGUCUUAUGACGAGGCAUUGGACGCCCUUACUUGUAUAAAUAUACUUGUUUGUCGUACUAGUGUUACUUCUGAAGCGUGCUACACGUCAUGCUUAUCUUAUUUACGGGAGCAUAUGUCAUCACUUUCUUUACGUGAUCUUCGUGCUACUCAGCCUAGUUACGACUGUAAUUCUUCAAAGCGCCAUCAUGAGCGUUUUCUGUUAUCACUUAAUCAAUCGGAGAAGAUGUCAAUAGCUGCGGAGAUUGAGGCAUCAUACAUAUCGGCUCACAGUGUAAGUCGCAGUAUUUUAUUUCCUGACCUUACUUCUACAAUAUACGGGAUUGCUUCUGGUUCAAAUCAUCCUCACAUUCGUGAUAACUCUCGAUUUAGGAUUAGAUACAUACAGGAAUCUGAUGUGCCCAUUUUGGAUAGGCGUUUAUUCAGUCAGGGCUCCAUUGCUGCCGCAGUGGUGAUACACGACGUUGAUGUUGUCAACAGUCAAAGUUUACGUGAUAUAUUUUAUUGUGAAUUCAAUCGCGUAUAUGACUAUUUUGGCACAUCAAUAGUGCAUAUGUUAUGUUGUGCUUCUUUAGGUUUUGGUUUAUUUUCUGCGGAUUACUUACGUCCUUUAUAUCCUUGGUUGAAAUACAACCGUACAUUGAACAAGUUAAAGGUUGAUACUAGUAUUGAGGGUUUUUCAAGUCACACUUUAAACAAUGCAGCAUGUCGUGAGUUGAUAGUUCUUUACAGCACUGACUCUUCUAUAACCUAUUUUUUACGUGAGUUGGUCAUCCAUUGCAUAGUAACUGUUUUGGGCGAUUUCCUGAAGACUUUGAGCACUUCUCGUCUGGCUGAAGGGGCUGUAUUAACUCAGUACGAUGAACAUGAAUUUGUUAAGAAUUUACCGAAGAAGCAGCGUCUACUGUUAUCUGAGGGUCGUACCUUGAAGGUUCAAGGUGAUAUUCUGAUGAUGCUAGACAAUAUACCGCAAAGCAUUUCCCUGUAUAAGCUUGCUCGCAAGCGUUCUAAAUCCGCUGGUGAUAGUUUGUUUUAUGCUGUCUCUGGAUUUUGUAUGGCUAUAGCUCUAAGCCGCCAGUCUGUAAUUCGUAAAUUGGAGUUGAACCGUUCUCAUUCAUCCUCUGGUAGUAACACAAAGCUGGCUGUAGACUCUAGAUGCAAUGAAUUGCAUGACUCUCCUGUUACAUCUCCAAAGGAUACGGGCGCAGUGUCCAAGGCUAAUCUCGACAAUAAGUUGUCGCAUAAGACAUCAGUUCACCGUCGUUUGUUUAUAUUUCGUAAACCUUCUACUGCACCUCGUCGUCGUCGUACUCAUUCUAAUGGUUCCUCAUCUCAGUCUUCGGAGGGCGAUGCGGAAUUGCAUGAUGAUGAACUGUUUGAAACACCUGUUAUUGCCGGUGCAGGUUAUAUAACUACUGAAGUGAAGGAUGCCAUAUUGGAUGCUCCGGUAAUAGAGGUUCCAGCAUCGGGUACACCUGACGGUAUCUCCAUCGAGGGGAUAAUGUUACCAUCUCGGGGUGAACAGUACUUCAAGAGUCCAUCUACUGAUGAAUAUGUUGACAAAAUGGCGGAGAUUACUAUUUCUACGUAUAUAAAAUCACUUGACCGUUUGUUGUCGUUGGGAACUGUUCCUUUGCGUGAGCUUGGGGUAUUAAUCCCAUUGAUGUUACAUUACCUUCGUGAUAGCGGUCGCCACACUGAAUUACACCGGGCGAUUGCUUGCGUUAUCUCGUUUAGUGCUUCCAGGUUACAAUGCGUGGAUUCACUAAAUCUAUUGCGCUACUUCAUAGAAUUCACUCGUGACGGCCCCUUUUAUCGUAAGUGGACCUUUUACAACUAUUUGUAUAACUCGCGUCGGCUUGAGCAUGGAUGUGAUGGACCAUGUCCCAACUUGGAUAACAUAACGCAGCGUUACGGCUUGGUAACAUCUUUGGGUUCUAUUGAGAUUCCUGAUAGCACGGUGGACGUGGCCCCGUACCUUAUGGAUGACAAUGUGAUGCCCAUGUAUCCUUUGCCUUCAGAUCCGCUGGAACCCAACUUAAAUCGUAGUUUUUCAGCGGAGUCUAGUACUCGUAAAUGUGUCACUCGUGGGAAACAUGGUGAGAUUCAAGGUCAUUCAUCAUUACCAGCGAAGCGAAGCUCCAGUUCCCACUUGUCCUCUUUGACGUUACGGGAUGUUCCACUCGGUGUUCAUGAUACUAGAUCGAGUGGAUCUGCUUCAGAUAUACACAAAUUCACGUAUCGUAAAUCAUUUUCUUCUGGCAAUGGUUCUGGAUGUCCUACGCUAGAUGAGUCUGGGUAUACUUUGGGUAAGAGUCGUUCCAAGGACGGUAUUAUCACUACUGAAACUAGUAGAAACGUUCUUAUGGGCAUGCCUUCGGUAAAGGACAUUAUCAAUAACCUCGAAUCACGUCGUGAUUCCAGUUGCAGCAUAUCACCAUCAGCUGUUGACUGUGAUGCGCAAUCCUUCGAACCGCCGUGUGACGGCAUGAAUAUUGGCAAUUUGUUACCUCGUCGUAUGGAUUCGGGCAUGUCGUUAUUAAACCCUGAUAGCGGGAUAUACAUAUCACCUGAAAUAGAACACUUACUGAAUCGAGUUGCGUUAAGCACUUCACGACAUCUAUGGCUUCAUCAGCAUUCAUCAGCUACUGACACUGGUUUAGGUGAGUUCCCUGCUAUGUUUGAUGCUACAACCGCACUAUCUAUGCGUGAAUGCGAGUUACACGGUCAACGCCUAUCAGCGGCGCAUCUCGCGUUGAUUAGGUUACUAGUAGUUGCUGAUCAGGUAUGUACUGGCUUGUGCAAUCGCAUGGUCACUGUGAAGCACGGUGGCAGUUCUAGAUAUCGUCACAAGAAGCCAACGUUUGACCAUACCACCGCAAUUUCGGGUUUUAAAUCGCAACAACUUGAUCUUGAGACCUCCGUGUCGGCGUUUACUGCUGCGUGCAAUUUAGUCGCAACAGGUACUCGUGCUGCUCCGUUCCGUUGCAGCCAUUUGAUAUUAUCCACGGAUACUUCGAAGGCACUUGAUUUUCCUAUGCGUGGGUACAGGCCAUUACUCGUACCCCUUAAAACUUGUGACUAUACUUUGCGGCAUGUUGGUGAUCGUUUACUCUAUGUAUUUGGUGGUCAUGGAGGGUCGAGGCUACUCCUUCCAAUUGUGACUUCGAUAGCGUACCAACCUGAUUUGACCCAUGACAUCGAUGUGAUACACGUGAAAACGGGUACCAGCCGCUAUGAAUCAACACGUCCAAGACACGGUCACGUAAGUAGUGAUUAUGUCUUUGGUCUAUUGGAUAACUUUGGCUAUAGGUCUAAGGUGGUGCCUAAUUUCAGUCGUUGUCAACGUAUGCGUAGGUUACAUCAGCGUCGUUUGGGUGGUCCUGAUGGGACGAGUGCCCAUGAGUCAAGUGUGGCACCUGAUUUAAUGGAUACCUCCUGUAACCCGGUUGUUACGUUGCAUUCGCAUAAGUACCGCUGCCGUGUAGUUAACAGAUCCGCUAGGUGCGGAUCACGAUGCAGACUCCGCAAGGUUUGCCAUGGCACGUUUAAUCAAGGCUGGUCAUCCAGUCAGGCCGAGAAUUCAGACUCCCAUGAUUCUACACCUAGUGACAACAGUGGCGCCAUAGGUAUUGAAACUAAUACGGUGCAUACUAUCAGGAUAAGUCUAUGCAACCCGUUACCUAUGGAUAUAAUCCUACGUGAUGUGACAGUGUUGACCUGUGGAGUUCCUGUAGAGUCCUUAACUCAGGAUGUGCUCCUACCUGCCUUGGCCAAGCGUCAUGAAUUCAAGCUACAUAUCAUCCCACGUACUGCUGGGAUAUUGGAUAUUAUCGGCGUCAGGUUUGUGUUGUUUAACGGUAUAGAGUCCAGUCAGCUGCUACUGAAUGUAGAUACCAGUGACGUCAUUGCCCUGACUUCAUCCAUGAGCGGGGGUUCGUGGUCAAUGGACAUAAUACGUGAUUUAUGUUGCUCUGGAGCGGGCCUUAGGUUUAACAUUAGUUAUCCCAUAUACAAAAUUGCUAUUGGCUACCAGACUAGCAAGAUUGGUGUUGUUAGCAGUAACCGUUUUUCUGUUGACCAGUUAUGUACUAGCAGAAUGCCUAUGAACAGUUCGGGUAUAGAGCGAUUGCGUUCUCGCAGCAUAUCGGUGUCCAUAGUAUCGCGCUGCACUCCGCGAGUAACUUCUGAAUACGAUUCAACUCAUCCAGGCGUGCGCAUACCGCUGUCGAGUGAUGCAUCACUCCCUCAAACAUUGAGACUAUGCUGUUUUGAGUCGUGUUGGAUAUGUACUGUAACACGUCAGAAAUCUAAUGAGUUCAUGGGUCAGAAGAGCCCCAAGCUUGAGUUGAUAGAGGGUGAAGAGCGUUUAAUCCACUUGAUGCUUUAUAACAGUUCGGGCUCGAUUAUGUUGUACAACUUUGCUGUUAGCGUUUUACCAGUUCUUGAUGAGCCCGAUGUUCUGUGUGAUGCAAUGACUCUCCGUGAUCGUGAAUUGGCUACUGCUCGUCAGCGUACUGAUAGUGUAAGGCGAUCAAGUGAUUUAUCACGGCACUUUAAGAUAUUCUCCGAUCGUGCCAUGGUGAUAUCGUCUGGAUCUGAGGCUCCGUUAUAUUCAUAUAGGAGUCGAUCUUCCGAUAUAAGUUCAGCUCGUAGCCUGAAUUCAAACUCAGGUGACGUGGUGUUAUUAUACCCGGGUAGUACUUUAUAUAUCCCUAUAGUCUAUCGUGCGUCGGUUACUGACUGUCGAUUCCACGUACGUGUGGACUAUGAGUACAAUUCUGGAUAUGGUCCCGUUAGGGCCACUGUCUAUAAGCUGAUUGACGUAUCAGUGUCUAAGGGUCUAUCUAUCGGUAAACUAGGGAUGUCAGUGCAGCCGCGUAUCGAAUUUGACCUUAGAACACUACUAUCUGGGAUACAACCGCUGCUAUCACCCGUUACAAUGCAGUAUUUACAAAGCCUAAAGAGUGUAUUCGAUGGCCAUGAUGUGGACAUAGAGGUGAGCAUUGCUAAUGACACGGAUCGCCCCUUUAUGUGUAUGAGUGGUUCUGGUGUUUCCAAGGGUUUCGUUGCUUUACCCAGGACUGAUGCUACAUGGCGUAUUCGUUCUCAGCGCCUGUUGUACAUGGCUGCUAAGCAGAUGACUGCUGAUAACUUCGUUCAGCUUCUAGACCACCAUUUAGCACUCCGUUGGUCUUUGGGCUCCUCUCGUGAGGGUGAGUUACGGAUAAGUGACUUGAGUCAUCAGCGUGAUCGUAUGGUUAACACCAGCGCAGUGGUUUCGAAGGCUACUUACAGGCGCUCUGUAAUGUCACAGUACACACGCGUUGGUGUAUGGCGCCUCAAGUCGGCUGGUCGCCCAUUACCACUUUACGGCUUCUCACGUGUUCCUGAGGUGGUACUAUCCAGUUUACACUGCAUGGUGGAAUCUCGCAUAUCACUCGAUAUAUGCAUAUCACUGGGUUCAUCUGCGUUCUAUAGCACUAGUGCCGAUACCGAGAGCAAGUUUUGUGUUAGGGUACCCUUGCACGUGCGUUUCAAUAUAUCAGUCUACGCUCGUAACAAUGGCGACAGUGCCGUGGAGGACUAUUUAACCUGUAUACUUCCAUUUAACCCUGGUACUUACACUAGACCAUAUGGCAUUAGCUGGACAGGUUCUUUGGAGCAGCUGGGUAUCUACAGUUUACUUCCUGGAAACCGCAUUUCACCAAGGUCCAUUGCUGCGAAUCACAGCACCAAUGGCAGGCCAGGCGAGGACACAUUACCGCCAACAUGUCUCGGUGGGCAGCUUCAGGUAGCGCACAUGUCGAUGGUGGCUCGUGAAACCUGUGUUGUUGGUCUAACAGCCUGCAUCGUGGUACGCCGUGACAGUGCUGUCUACUGGCACCACAGGCCUGUUUUCAUCCAGGUGGUGCCUGCAUAUCAGCCUUUUGGGCUAGUAUAGACUAUAUAUAAUGUCACGUAGAUUCGUACUUCCCGGUGAAAGUCUGGGUC